AUGGAGGAAACAUCAUUGGAAGCCAAAUCGUUGCCGACAGUGGGGGAGACGAAGUGUCAUGAUGACGUGGAGGAGAUGGCAAGGACAGUUGACAAUGGGGGAAGGCAAAGGGUCACUGGCCGAUGGCCAAAGAAGGGACUUGCAGGAGGAUCAGGAAUUGAAGAUUGGUUAGAUUUCGCUUUCCCAAGAGUUGAAUUUGUCAUUGCUCUGGCUGGCCUGAUACUCUCUCCAGCAGUAAUUGGAGAAACUGCUUCCGGGAAAUUGAUAACAAGUGAAGCCAUAAACGGGAUUGGAGUAUUUGGGGCUUUUGGCUAUGCUGGCCUUCUCUUCUUUAGUGGAGUUAAAAUGGAUCCAGCCAUGGUGAUAACGGGACUUGCAGGAGGAUCAGGAAUUGAAGAUUGGUUAGAUUUCGCUUUCCCAAGAGUUGAAUUUGUCAUUGCUCUGGCUGGCCUGAUACUCUCUCCAGCAGUAAUUGGAGAAACUGCUUCCGGGAAAUUGAUAACAAGUGAAGCCAUAAACGGGAUUGGAGUAUUUGGGGCUUUUGGCUAUGCUGGCCUUCUCUUCUUUAGUGGAGUUAAAAUGGAUCCAGCCAUGGUGAUAACGGUGAGUAGAAGGGCCGUAUAUAUCGGAUUACUGGCCAUUGUACCGCCGGCAGUAUUUUCAGUAACAAUCCUACAGGUUUUCUGUCUUAGUGAAGAAGAAAGGGUUAAAGCUUUGGGGAUUUCAAUUGGUUAUGUUGCUUCUACGUAUCCAGUCAUAACUUGUAUGCUCAGUGAAUUGAAGAUCAUAAAUUCAGAACUAGGCAGAAUCGCACAGACUUCUGCAAUUGUUUCUGACGUUUUGUGCGUUCUUCUCUUCAUGAUUAUUAGCUUGUUCAGAGAAAAUGUUGACAAUGCUCUUAAGCAGCUUGCCAUUAUUAUCAUCUACACUUCAUUUGUCUUUUUGGUGAUUCGGCCUGCAAUCAAACACCUGAUUAAACGUAUCCCUAAAGGCAAACCUCUAGACAAUUUUUACUUGGGACUCUUCAUAUUUAUGUUUCUGGCAUCUAUAGUUAUGGCUAGGUGGGCUCCAAGGUUUAGGUACUUGGGGCCUUAUGUUCUUGGUCUGGCAAUUCCGGAUGGACCACCAGUGGGAUCUACUUUGGUUGAGAAGUUAGAAACUAUGAUAAAUCAUUUUUUUUUACCAAUGUUAUUUGCAACAGCAGGUAUGAGGGUCGAAAAAUUGUUCUUCAUUAUUCGAAAUCAUAUAUCAAUAAUUACUCUAUCAAACGCCGCCAUUGCUAUAAUUGUGAAAUUGGGGGCUUGCUUGCUGCCACCCCUGUACUUCAACAUGCCUUUAAAGGAUGCUUUCACAAUCGCCAUUAUAAUGUGUUCUAAAGGUGCUGUUGAGCUCGCCGGGUUCAUCUACGCGAAUGAUAAAAGGGUUAUAAAUGCAGAAUUCUACGCAAUGCUGUUUUAUUUCGUCUUGUUUAUGUCAAGCAUUGUGCCUAUGCUUGUGAAAAUCCUCUAUGAUCCUUCAAAAAAAUAUGCAGGCUACAAUAAAAGAAACCUCAUGGCUUUAAAGCUCCAUUCACCGCUGUCCAUAGUUACUUGCAUUCAUGUACCCGAUGAUGUGUGCGCGGUAAUCAACUUGUUGGAUGUGGCAUGGCCUUCUAAAGAUAACCCAAUGAGUGUUAAUGUUCUUCAUCUCAUGAAGCUUAGAGGACAAUCAACUCCAAUAUUUAUUUCCCAUGAUAAGACAAAAUCUCUUCGUGGCCCUUCCCAUUACGAGAAUAUCAUUGCUUAUUUUGAUAAAUUUGAAGGAAACAACUGGGGAGCUGCAUCUGUUAACGCCUUCACAGCAGUUUCUUCACCUGAUUUCAUGCAGGAAGAUGUAUGCACUCUCGCAUUGGACAAAACUGCAUCUCUGAUAAUCCUCCCAUUCCAUCGAAGAUGGUACAUUGAUGGAUCUGUAGAAUCAGAUGAUAAAUACAUAAGAACCUUAAAUUCCAGGGUCCUGGAAAUGUCUCCUUGUUCGGUAGGAAUCAUGAUUGACCGCGGCAGCAACAUAAACAUGCCGCUUCACGAUGAUCCAUUAUCAGAACUAGAAUACAAGGUAGCUGCCAUAUUUAUUGGUGGCCCCGAUGACCGUGAGGCCUUAACUUUCGCAAAACGGAUGGCGUUAAACACCAGGGUCAGCCUCACGGUGAUUCAUUUGGUUGCGGCCGGAAACGAGGAUGGGGACAACUGGGGGAAAAUGUUGGAUACUGUUAUAUUGAGGGAUGUCAAGAACAAUGGAUAUAUACAUUACAAAGAGAAGGUGGUAAGCGGUGGGCCUGAAUCCGCAACGAUGCUUCACGCUCUUGUGCAUGAAUUCAACCUGAUGAUUGUUGGGAGGAGAGUGGAUUUGGAGUCACAACAGACGUCAGGGCUCAAAGAAUGGAGUGAAUUCCCGGAGCUUGGAGCCCUGGGAGACCUCCUUGCAUCUGCAGAUUACAGUAGCAGAUGUUCAAUCUUGAUUGUUCAACAACAGCAGACAACUUAA
Molecule: messenger RNA, 2523 nt
Organism: Pistacia vera
Lineage: Eukaryota; Viridiplantae; Streptophyta; Magnoliopsida; Sapindales; Anacardiaceae
Product: cation/H(+) antiporter 4-like
Exons: 6
Coding region: 1-2523 (840 amino acids)
Biological process (GO): proton transmembrane transport; regulation of pH
Cellular component (GO): membrane; endomembrane system
Molecular function (GO): antiporter activity
Source: RefSeq, a predicted model, not a curated record